AAAUACCAUUACCUCCUUCGUCUUCCUCACCACUAUCACCACCUUCCACUCUUUCUUCUCCUUCAUUUGAACUCUUAUAUCCCCUCUUUCUUCUCUCUCUGUGUCCACUAUUACACUCGCUUCACUAGGAACAUGGAGUCUUGUUUCUUCGAUAAGCUGAAAACUGAUCACCCUUCCUGGUUUCUCGUGCUUUGCGCUUUGGGUUCCCUCUCGCUUCUGAAAUUUUCACUUGCUUUUGUCAGAUGGGUGUACGCAAAUUUUCUCAGGCCUCCCAAAAAUCUGAAGAAAUACGGAGCUUGGGCACUCGUUACCGGACCCACCGACGGUAUUGGAAAGAGUUUUGCGUUUCAGUUGGCUCGCAAAGGGCUUAAUCUUGUCUUGGUGGGUCGAAAUCCUGAUAAGUUGAAGGAUGUUUCCGAUUCGAUUCUUGCCAAGUUCGGGAAAAUCCAGAUUAAAUCUGUCGUUGUUGAUUUUUCCGGCGAUCUUUCAGAGGGUAUGGUUAGGAUUCGUGAGGCGAUUGAAGGAUUGGAUGUGGGAGUGUUGAUUAACAACGUGGGAAUGUCGUAUCCUUAUGCCAGAUUUUUCCAUGAAGUAGAUGACGAGCUCUUGAAGAAUCUGAUUAAGAUAAAUGUUGAGGGUACUACAAAGGUCACACAAACUGUUCUUCCCGGCAUGCUUAGCAGGAAGAAGGGAGCAAUAGUAAACAUUGGCUCUGGAGCAGCUACUGUGAUUCCUUCAGAUCCACUUUAUUCUGUAUAUGCAGGCACAAAAGCGUACAUCGAUCAGUUUUCGAGAUGCUUAUAUGUUGAGUACAAGAAGAGUGGGAUUGAUGUGCAAUGUCAGGUUCCCUUAUACGUGGCGACGAAGAUGGCAUCAAUAAGGAGAUCGUCGUUCUUUGUUCCAUCAACAGAUGGAUAUGCAAAAGCAGGUUUGAGGUGGAUAGGAUAUGAGCCUCGUUGCACGCCAUAUUGGCCUCAUUCUCUUCUCUGGGCGUUGACAUCUGUAUUGCCUGACUUCAUUAUUGAUACUUGGCGCUUUGGUUUCUGCCUUGGUAUCCGCAAGAGAGGCCAACUCAAAGACUCCAGAAUAAAGAAGGAAUGAUUGAAGAUUUGAUAGUUCUUUAUAAUGUUAGAGCAUGUUGUUCUCCUUCUUGGUCUUUUCCCAAGAAUGUUAGCACAUUCAUUAUAUGUUUCAAGUUUCAAAUGCUGGUUAUAUGUUUCUGUUUUCAGCUUACUGUACUUGUGGACUGUGAGUGUUCUAUAUUUGCAAAAAUGAACAUGGAUAUUUGUGGA
Messenger RNA from Prosopis cineraria, 1292 nucleotides. RefSeq names its product very-long-chain 3-oxoacyl-CoA reductase 1-like. The transcript has 3 exons. The coding region runs from base 133 to 1101 and encodes 322 amino acids. Gene Ontology annotation, molecular function: ketoreductase activity. Lineage: Eukaryota; Viridiplantae; Streptophyta; Magnoliopsida; Fabales; Fabaceae. The record is from RefSeq and is a predicted model, not a curated record. Gene Ontology annotation, cellular component: endoplasmic reticulum.